GAAGAAGAAGACUGUGACGGAAGGAGGCGGAUCGUCUGAAUCGUACAUAACCCGCUUAACACCAACAUUGAAAUUACUAUUUGUCAGUAAUGACAUUAUUGAACUAUCGUGUAUAAGUUACUGUUGUAUUUUGUUGUACAUUACAACUGUUGUUUUUUUCUAAUUAGAUGUUUCUUUCCGUACGCAAAUUGUCUAGUGUGACAAGGAAGUAUCUGCAUAAUUUUCAUAUAUCUAUUAACCAGUCUUGUACUAGAAUUAGAUUCAAUACUCAACAUUACUGUACGAUGUCGAAUGACACACGUAAUAAAUUUGACCUUCCAAAGCGCUAUCAGGGUAGUACAGAAAGUGUUUGGGUUGAAUACAUUCAACUUGCAGCAGAAUACAAGCCGUUGAAUCUUGGUCAAGGAUUUCCAGAUUAUCAUGCUCCAAAAUACACCACGGAAGCGCUUGCCGCCGUUGCAAUCAGCGACGAUCCUCUUGCUAAUCAGUAUACCAGGGGAUUCGGACAUCCUCGGCUAGUACAAGCGCUGAGUAACCUUUACUCACAGCUCGUAAAUCGAGAUAUAAAUCCAAUGACUGAAAUUCUUGUGACAGUUGGGGCAUACGAAGCACUGUUUGCAACAAUUCAGGGUCAUGUGGACAUUGGGGACGAGGUAAUAAUCAUUGAACCAUUCUUCGAUUGCUAUGAACCGAUGGUGAAAGCUGCAGGAGGAGUACCGAAGUUUAUUCCUCUCAAACCGCAAACAACGGGAAGAGUUACUUCAUCUGCUGACUGGGUGCUUGAUAAUGGAGAAUUGCAAAAAUUGUUCAACGAAAAGACUAAAAUGAUUAUAAUCAAUACACCACACAAUCCCUUAGGAAAAGUGAUGAACCAGAAGGAGCUAGACUUUAUCGCUAAUCUUUGCAUAAAGUGGAAUGUUCUGUGCGUUUCGGAUGAAGUUUAUGAGCACAUGGUAUUCAAACCGUACGAACACGUCCGAAUCUGUACAUUGCCUGGAAUGUGGAAUCGCACUAUUACAAUCGGAUCAGCUGGUAAGACGUUUUCUCUAACUGGAUGGAAAAUAGGAUGGGCAUAUGGACCAGAAGCCUUGCUAAAAAAUCUGCAGAUGGUGCAUCAAAACUGUGUAUAUACUUGCUCCACCCCCAUUCAAGAAGCAAUCGCUAUCAGUUUUGAAACUGAGCUGAAGCGACUCAAAAGUCCUCAUUGUUAUUUUAACAGCAUUUCUGAAGAAUUAAAACUAAAACGUGAUUACAUGGCUAAAUUUCUAGAGGAAAUAGGUAUGAAUCCAACAGUACCUCAAGGAGGAUACUUUAUGGUUGCCGAUUGGUCGGCAUUGGCACCAAAAGUGGAUCUGACACAAGAAAUUGAUGCCCGAAGAGACUAUCGCUUCACUAAGUGGAUGACUAAGACAAUAGGACUUCAAGGAAUUCCACCAUCUGCAUUUUAUAGCGAAUCUAACAAAUAUCUGGGAGAAGAUCUAGUUCGCUAUUGUUUUUUCAAAAAGGAUGAAAAUCUUCGUAAAGCAUCCAAAAUUUUACACGAUUGGAAGAACACUCUUUGAAUUUAAAAAUUCAAUACCGAAAACUGCAACUGUCUUCCCCUUAUUUUAUCUGAACAUAUAGUAAAUUUUUGUUGGAUUUGUUGAUUUAAUUUUCCAUUAUAGAUAGCGGAGAACAAAAGUUUCAAACAUCAAUGAUAAAGAUUGGUAAAUUAAUACAUUGUGAUUUAAUGAUAAGAUGAUAUUGUAGAUAUGUGUAAAAAACUUUUUUAA
This is a messenger RNA of Malaya genurostris, 1772 nucleotides long. RefSeq names its product kynurenine aminotransferase (gene Kyat). The record is from RefSeq and is a predicted model, not a curated record. The transcript is spliced from 4 exons. Gene Ontology annotation, biological process: biosynthetic process. Bases 168 to 1562 code for a protein of 464 amino acids. Lineage: Eukaryota; Metazoa; Arthropoda; Insecta; Diptera; Culicidae. Gene Ontology annotation, cellular component: mitochondrion; cytoplasm. Gene Ontology annotation, molecular function: L-kynurenine:2-oxoglutarate transaminase activity; pyridoxal phosphate binding.